Molecule: messenger RNA, 1269 nt
Organism: Mytilinidion resinicola
Lineage: Eukaryota; Fungi; Ascomycota; Dothideomycetes; Mytilinidiales; Mytilinidiaceae
Exons: 2
Coding region: 1-1269 (422 amino acids)
Molecular function (GO): protein binding
Source: RefSeq, a predicted model, not a curated record
AUGUCCAAGAAGACGCCCUUCUCAAAUAUCCACGACACGAAAGAUGAAGACUUGUGGACAUACACAGGCCCCCCUGUGAAGGGUACUGGUAAGAACACUCACAAAAGGAGGACUAGGAAACAGCAGAUGAAGGAAAAGAGUAUCUGGGAUAUUCCAGCGAAGCCGGUUGUGCAAGAGAGUGUAGAGGACCUAGAGGGGUGGAGGAGCUUUAAAGGGCCUAGCUUUCGGCCGAAGAAAGCUAUGAGUGCUGGGAACAGUAUUGUUCCAAAGAAACCUGUCCUGAAGCGGAGGAGUGAGGAGGAUUUGUGGGCUAUUCCUACUACAGAAAAGGACUUCAACGAGCAAGCGUCAAAGAUGGAGGAUGUCGUCUGGAGCAGUAAACCCACUGAAGUUCGAAAUCCACCAUCAAGCGGUUUCGAACCGCCAAACUUAGUGGACCCAAAGGCAUAUACGACGAUGCCCAAGGCCUCUACCCCUCCAGACCCAAUGCAAAUCAAGGUCAGUGAAACAAUUUGGAGGCUCGAGAGAGAGCAAGCACGCCUACCACCUCAACCACCCCAAAGCGCUCCCUCCACCCUCACCUCCCCCAAAACCGAAACCACCGCCCCGCCCCCCUUCUCCCUCCUCCUCUCCCUCCCCACCGAGCUCCAACUCUCCAUCACCGACCUCCUCCCCACCGAAACCAUCCUCGCCCUCCGCACCACCUGCCACCACCUGCACACCCUCCUCCCACCCCCGUCCCUCGGCCCCCUCCUCGCCCUCGAACGCACCCCCUGGGCCCGCAACCGCCGCUUCCCGCUCUGGACCUGCUCCCUCUGCCUACGCCUCCGCCCCGCCCCCGCCUUCGCCGACACCAUGGUGCGCGGCGCGCGCGGGCUCAACGGCAAGGAACCGCACAAGCGCUUCUGCGUCGCCUGCGGCAUCCGCCCGGACCCUGGCACGCGCGCGUCGCGGUACGCGCCGGGGUCCGAGGUCAUCGUGAGCGGGGUGCGGCAUGUGUUUUGCCGGGAGUGCAGGGGGUAUGAGCGGGAGUUGGGGGGGAAGGGGACCGGGGUUUGCAGGGGGUGUCAUGAGGAGAUGGGGCUGGGGGGCAUGGUGAGGGGGGUGGAGAGGGGUGUGAAUCCCGGGAGGGAGAAGAGGGCGAGGAGGGGGUGGCGGAGGGGAGGGGUGCUGGGAGGGCGGGAUCCGUAUGGUUAUGAGAGCGAGGAUUGUGAGUUGCUGGAUGGGUAUGAUUCGGAUUUUUGGGAGAGUUAUGAUCCGGCGGAUUGA